This is a messenger RNA of Rattus rattus (black rat), 2158 nucleotides long. It is a transcript of the gene Asb1, whose product is annotated as ankyrin repeat and SOCS box containing 1. Gene Ontology annotation, cellular component: ubiquitin ligase complex. Bases 716 to 1723 code for a protein of 335 amino acids. Gene Ontology annotation, molecular function: protein binding. The transcript is spliced from 5 exons. Gene Ontology annotation, biological process: intracellular signal transduction; protein ubiquitination. The record is from RefSeq and is a predicted model, not a curated record. NCBI's taxonomy places the organism in Eukaryota, Metazoa, Chordata, Mammalia, Rodentia, Muridae.
CCUCCCCAGUCCACUGGGGUCCUCCCCCUGCAAGGUACCUUCCCUAAGCUGUGUAGGGGAGAAUGAAAGGACCCGAAAGCGUCCAUGCUUAAGAACUGUUCGAAAAAGCAAUGCGCACAGUGUGACUGAUGUAAAAUCGGGAGUGCUCGGGGGGAAAGCCACCAGGACAACACGCCUUGGCCAAGUUACAAACACUGUUGGCUCCAUGGAGACAUUCUGGGCUGCCUUCACCUAACACAACUUUACAAGUUACUUGGAAGGCGCCGUUUGGAUUCUCGAAGAAAGGACAGCAGCGCAGCCCAACGUCACUCCACAACCCUCAGCCGCUGCCGGACCGGCCCCGCCCACGUCCCGGCCUCCGUGGGCGGGGACAAAAUCUACCAACCAGGAGUUCCUGAGGCAUUCGAAGACGCCUCCACCUAUAGAGGAGAGGCGUUUCCCCAAAUUCCGGCGCUUCCUAGUAGACGCAGUUUUGUCAACCUUCCCUGAUUAGCAAUCAAGUCUAUUAGCCAGACCGGAAGUGGAGACCCCUGCACCUUGCGCGCGGAGCAGGAAGUACAGAAGGGAGGCGCCUACUCGGCGGAAGCCGAGCUCCGGACACGCCCACCUGCCGGAAGCGCCGGAGGUGUUUCUCUGACAGGGUUGCUCUUUGACAGGCUCGCUGCGGAGGCAGACAGGCGACGGGGUCUGGGCGGAGGCUGAGGACCAAGUAGGCAUGGCGGAGGGCGGGAGCCCCGAUGGGCGGGCCGGCCCAGGGCCCGCAGGUCCUAAUCUGAAGGAGUGGCUGAGGGAGCAGUUCUGUGAUCACCCACUGGAGCACUGUGAAGAUACGAGACUCCAUGAUGCAGCCUAUGUAGGGGACCUCCAGACCCUCAGGAACCUCUUGCAAGAGGAGAGCUACCGGAGCCGCAUCAAUGAGAAGUCUGUCUGGUGCUGUGGCUGGCUCCCCUGCACACCACUGAGAAUCGCAGCCACCGCAGGCCAUGGGAACUGUGUGGACUUCCUCAUACGCAAAGGGGCGGAGGUGGACCUGGUGGAUGUCAAGGGACAGACGGCCCUGUAUGUGGCUGUGGUGAACGGUCACCUGGAGAGCACUGAGAUCCUGUUGGAAGCUGGUGCUGACCCCAAUGGCAGCCGGCACCACCGAAGCACUCCUGUGUACCAUGCCUCUCGUGUGGGUAGGGGUGACAUCCUGAAGGCUCUUAUCAGGUAUGGGGCAGAUGUUGAUGUCAACCAUCAUCUGACUCCUGACACCCGGCCUCCUUUCUCAAGGCGGCUAACCUCCUUAGUGGUCUGUCCCCUAUACAUCAGUGCUGCCUACCACAACCUUCAGUGCUUCAGGCUGCUCUUGCAAGCUGGCGCAAAUCCCGACUUCAACUGCAAUGGCCCUGUCAACACUCAGGAAUUCUACAGGGGCUCCCCUGGGUGUGUCAUGGAUGCUGUCCUGCGCCAUGGUUGUGAGGCAGCCUUCGUGAGCCUGCUGGUAGAGUUCGGAGCCAACCUCAACCUGGUGAAGUGGGAAUCCCUGGGUCCAGAGGCAAGAGGCAGAAGAAAGAUAGACCCUGAGGCCUUGCAGGUCUUUAAAGAAGCCAGAAGUAUUCCCAGGACCUUGCUGAGUUUGUGCCGUGUGGCUGUGCGAAGAGCUCUUGGCAAAUACCGACUGCAUCUGGUUCCCUCGCUGCCGCUGCCCGACCCCAUAAAGAAGUUUCUGCUUUACGAGUAGCAUUCAGAUGCAGCGCUGACUGCAGUGAGGAAGCCGAUCAUCUGCAGUGAAAACUGACACAGACUCUGGCGUCCUGGGAACCGUGUCCUCUGCUGCCAAGUUGGUUCUUGGCUGUCAGUGAAGAAGAAACGGCCAUGUUCUCUUGGACAGUGAUUCCAUCUCAGGUGCUGGGGCCGUCGAACACUCCUUGAGUCAUUGUCAACUGAGAGGCGCAUACAAACUUAAUUUUGUUCCUCUUCAAGCUCUUUGUUUUGAAUUCUUCCUGAUACACAUUAAUGAAAUGGGCUGUGAAAUGUGUGCAGUGUGGGCUGAGCCUGGCGAUAGCCCCAGUGGGGAAGGCUUUUCCCCAGAGCUAUGCAUCUGCUUAUUUCCUAUUUUGCAAUUUAUUGUCCUUUUAAGGCUUGAUAUCCAAACAAAAGAGGUUUGCUAAGAAAA